Molecule: messenger RNA, 2037 nt
Organism: Acanthaster planci (crown-of-thorns starfish)
Lineage: Eukaryota; Metazoa; Echinodermata; Asteroidea; Valvatida; Acanthasteridae
Source: RefSeq, a predicted model, not a curated record
AUGGAAUGUGUGGAAAGCAGACGACAUGUAAACAAAACACGUUCACGCUGGUGAACUCGGCCGACCCCGAGCAAACAACGCGACGGAAAGUGAUGACUAUUCUCAGAGUCAUAAAGUCAGGCGAAAAAGCGUUCUGCGCUGUUAUUGGAGAAGCAAUGAACAGUACAAAGUAGGCCUGUAGAAGAACCAAUCGCUGGCACGGAGGCUGAAGUAAGAUAGUCGAAAAUAUGGGUGAUCUAGACGACUACCUACCAUGCUACAAAAAGAAUGACUACGAAGUUGCCGCAACUAAAAAACUACUGUCUCUUAGUGCAGAAUAUCCGAAAGAGCGAGGAGACCCUGGUUGCCUAGCAGCGGCUUCUUGUAAAAAGACAAGAGACAAGUCUUAUCUAGAAGAAAAAGGAACUUCAAAUGAAACAUCUGAGAACUCAGAAAUGGAACAAGAACCGAAAACUGUGCUGACAUCAGCUAAAAUCUAUGAACUGCUUCGACUGAAUGAUAGAAAUGAAAAUGUUGCUCUCGAUUUCUGCAGAUGGCAGUUAUGCCCGACUAUUCAUGCAGAUACUGUCAAUUACGGCAUCGUUGAUGCAAGCCGGCUGAAACCCAGAAUUAAAAAAUUCAGCCAAUUUAGUCGUAAUGUCAACAGCGCCACUGGUAAACUAUGCUCACGAGCAUCCACAACACCAUCUAAACUGAAGACAAGUCAAAGUUCCCGAUCAAACAGUCAUCAGAGACCAAGUAGUGUGUCAUCACGUCCAAGUAGUAACAGUCGCAGAGAAGAGUUGGGAGGAUGGCAGGAACCUCCUCCUCCGAUACCAAUAGAAUACAGCUUUAAGUAUCUCAAACACUCAAGACAGUACUCAGAUCAAUAUAGAGAAGUGUACACGUACAGCAAGAUUCGGCAAAAAAGUCUAGGACGAUGCUCCUUCAUUACUGGAGUAACUAUCCCACAACAAAGGUUAGCAACCUGUAUGAAAGGCAAAGCAGUGAUGAGUGGUAAAUCAGUUCCAUCAACCACACCAACUUGUUCUGAUCCAGACCAACUCAAGUCAUCGAUGAUCAACUGGCAAUUAAAUCAACAACUACUGGAGUCCUGUGAUGUGGAGCUGUCUGUCAAUAAUCCAUCCCCUACUGAGAUUGCCAUGUUGUCUAAGAUUCCUCAUAUCCAUCGAUCUUCACCAUCCAUACCAAGCAAUACUAACGGCAAGUAUGGUGGAAAGGGCACAGAUAAGCCAUACCCAUUUCAACUCAACAUUUCUGCUGAUGCCAAGACAGUUAUUGCUCCAACUGUCAAGAGAGUUGGUCGUCCCAUCUACAUUCACUGACAAUCUCUUGAGAAUUAUAACAAUGGGAUCAGAUAUUGAUAAAAAUAUAAGUUCAGAAAAUUCAGCUUGGGGUUGACGAAGAUCCGAUGCCACUAUCCUUUUGCCACGUUUGAUUGCCUUAAAUGUCUAACUCUAGCUGCAAAUGUUAUGAAAUUCAUUGCAUUGUACAUCAUUUGACUCUGAAUCACCAUAUUCAUUCUCUUUUUAAAGUGUCACAAAUGAGUAGAGAUUUAAUAAAUGAGAAUGAAAUUAAGUAUUGUUCAAAUUCUCUCAGUGGUUAAACAAUUGUUUUGAAUGAAAUUUAAAGAUUAAUUUGAAUUCAUGCAAGUUAGAAAUGCAAUAAAAUAGUUUUCAAGAGGUAAUAAAUGACUUUCUCAUGUUUUAUGAAAUGAUUUGAGUACAAACUAUUUCCUCUAGAGCAAAAGCAGAUCAAGAACCAAAGUUUUUUUAGGGGGUGGAAUUAGAAAUGUUUUCAUUUUACUUUUAAUGAUCUCUCUGAGCCGUGAGACUUCAUUUUGGUUUUUGCAUGUUUUUAAAGAAAGGGAAAGCAAAUAGACACAAAAAUGUGCUUUUCUGUCAUUUUUCAAGAAAGAAAACAUUGGGCUUGUUUUUGGAAGACCAUGGCCCUGUUUCCUCCCCCCUCUACCUUUUGUUUUGGAGUUGUCUCUGCGGCACUCUACAAGGAACAAGGCACUUAGCUGUUUCAAACAUG